This is a messenger RNA of Ipomoea nil (Japanese morning glory), 1204 nucleotides long. RefSeq lists its product as uncharacterized. The transcript is spliced from 2 exons. The record is from RefSeq and is a predicted model, not a curated record. Lineage: Eukaryota; Viridiplantae; Streptophyta; Magnoliopsida; Solanales; Convolvulaceae. The coding region runs from base 122 to 1093 and encodes 323 amino acids.
AAAUCAAGCCAGUGGAGAAGUGCAUUGCAUAGAUGAAGUCUUAAGGAAGACAUCCUUCUUCUUUGCCUUCAUAUUUCUCAUUUUCUUUUCAAGGUCUUGCCAACUAAGAACAUAUUUUGCCAUGGAUCAUGCCUAUCCUGAAAUUCCUGUCGAGAAGCUGAAGCUUUAUCAUUCAAUGGACAGAAAACUUUAUUCAAUCCUUGUUUUUGCGCUUAAGCGUGAUCCUAAGGUAUCUGUGAAUAUGAUUGCCUUAUGGAUUUGGUUGGAACUGGAUGUACUCGAUGCUGUUGUGCCAAACAUCUUGUUGUCGCCCCUAAAUUCGAUCAAUGGACUUGCUGAUGAAGCUGUGGCUUGCCUUAGAUGCAUCACAGACACCACGUAUCUGUCUUCCUCUGAUGCAAGUGAGAUUUCACUGAGUCAGAGUGUCUUGGGAGAGCAGUUGUCACUUAAGUUCUUCCAUGAAAAUCGUGCCCUGGCAUACCGUGGGGUUAGAAUGGUUGUGGAGAAUAUUUGUGUCAAGGUAUUAGACGAUCUCAUGGAAAUGGCCAUGCCGAGAAACACUGAACGGCAAAUGGUGAUGAUUCCACCUGUCGAUGAGCCCAUGAUGCCAAGAUUUGGAGGGCUCAGACGCACAGGUGAGUCAUCUCGGUCAGUAGUGCCUCCCAUGGAUCCCAUGAUAUCGAGAUUUGGAGGACUCAGGCUCACAGGUGAGUCAUCUCGGUCAGUGGUGCCUCCCGUGGAUCCCAUGAUACAAAAGUUUGGAGGGCUCAAACUCACAGGCGAGUCAUCCCAGUCACCGGUGCCUCCUUUGCACAUGGAGGAACCGAAAGAAAACAGGAUUCUAUUUGCCACUUUUUCUAGGGGCUACCCUGUUUUCGAAUGGGAGCUUAGGAGUUACUUCUACAGGGUGUUUGGCCACUGUGUGGAGUCCAUCACUAUGCAGCCGGUGAAGGCAAAUGAGCAGUCACUGUUUGCCCUGAUCGUCUUAACCUCCUCAGCAUUUGUUGACUUGAUUCUCAGGGGCGAGGAGAAAGCAAAGUUUUCGGUUAGAGGAAAGCAAGUUUGGAUGCGCAAGUAUUCCCCCAAAGCUUAAGAAUAAGAACCCUUCUUUAUGUGUGUUAGUACAAUUAUGUUAUUUUUCUUUUUUGUUUUGGUUUGUAGUUGAAGAAGCCUAGUUAUGGUGCUCUCUCUGGUUUUGAGUCAU